AUUCUGCGCUGGGUGCAGUAAGACUGCAUUUCGUGCCAUGGGAAGCUGCUGUUGCCUGGGUACGCCGGUGGAUCUCAGCGAUCCGGAGGUCACCGCGUACAUCUUCACUCGGCAAUUCGUACGCCACGGGGCGCCGCUCAGCUACAGCUCCAUCAUGUACAGGGGCGGGGACAGGGCGGUGUACGUCCGCGAAGGAGAACUUCACCUUGGCUCACACACCGGUUGCAUGGCGGGAGGCUACCCAUUGCGGAGUAUCAGCUCAGCUGAGGUCGUCCGUGGAGUUACGGUACAAGGACACAUGCCCUUCACUUUGAACCCCGGGGUCAGAAUCACGGGGGCUGAUGGGACGGUCAUAUGGUUUUCGGGGGCAGAAGGCGAGGUUGAAAAUUUCGUACAGCAAGUGAACAUAGCUAUGGAGAGUGCUUGGGGCGAUAACCAAUGGAGACAACUCAGCACAAAAUUUUAGUAGCUAUAGAGGCUGCUCAAUGACUCCUUAGACUGUCAGCAUAAUUUUUAACACAAUAAACUUUGAUAUGACAGCCACUUCAACGAUAAAAGAUGGCACAC
This is a messenger RNA of Geodia barretti, 567 nucleotides long. The record is from the annotation of a GenBank genome assembly. Lineage: Eukaryota; Metazoa; Porifera; Demospongiae; Tetractinellida; Geodiidae.